AUGGCUUGCUGUCGACAAAAUAAAAAGGCCGCUUACAUCUAUUCUAGCCUCCCAGUUGUCCGGGGAAAUGUGGGCGCGAAUCUUGCUAUCACCAUUCUGGACGGGAAUGAGGAUGAUGAUGUGACUAGAAGCUCGCAUCUUCUACGAAGCGUAAAACGACGACGGAAGGAUGAUAAACCACCCGGGAUGAAGCUGGUUCCCACUCGACCUAAAUUCGGUGAUGCUUCUAGCGCUGAGGAUCGCGUGGUGGAGGCGAAUGGAAGGAUAUCAAUUCACACUCAAACUGGUCUCUACCUCUUUGAAAUCUCGGAUGUUAUCGAAACCGAUGACUAUGGGGUUCAGACGGAACAGUUCAUUGACAGACCAAUGUCACCAGUGAUUGAAUUCGUUAAAACCGGAAUUGAUUUCACCACUCAGACAGAACCGUGGGAGCUCUUUGAUUUCAACACUGAAGUGGUACCUAUGCUGGAGGUACUGUUGAACAGAACUAUGGAACAGUCAUUAAUGGAGGUAAUGGAAGAGGAAGAGUUGGCCGAGAUUCGUGCCAAGCAGGCAGCCUUUGAAGAAGUGCGGGAUGCGGAACUUGCAGAAGUCAAGCGAUUAGAGGAGCUUAACCGUCGUCGCAGAGAGGAACAGAAGCGAAGACGGGAACAGGCUGAAUACGCGGCGAUAAUGAAACGCCAGACAAUUGAGAAGAUUGCAGCCCGCAGUUUUGUCAAGGGCUACUUGGAACCUCUAUUGCCUAACACUUUUGAGCUGCUUACGGCACGCGGCUUCUUCUACGAUGACGUUCGACUGGAACUGGAAGUAAACUUCAUUGACAACAUCGUGGAGAAGGCAAUGGACAUGUACACACUCGAGUUACGGGGACGUAUUAUUGUUGAUGGAAUCAUCAGAGAGGCAGUCAACAGGCGCCACACGGAGUACCGAGAUUUAGGCCGUGAAAUCGCGACCGAGGCGAUAAUGGAAAAGGUCGUGCCAGCUCUACGUACCCGCGUUUCCGGGGCCUUUGUCGAAACGAUGAUUGACUUCUCCAUCGAGAGAAUGGAAGUUACAGCGGCGGCGCGGAGACGUGUGCUAAGGAACGUAACCAGUGAUGUAAUGGAUGAGAUUAUAAAUGAGGCUGUGGGGAAAAUAAUGACUAGAAUGGCUGAAGAAAAUGUUGAUGGAUCAAAUUUCGUUGAUGAGCGGGGCGUAGACUAA
Messenger RNA from Hydatigera taeniaeformis, 1203 nucleotides. NCBI's taxonomy places the organism in Eukaryota, Metazoa, Platyhelminthes, Cestoda, Cyclophyllidea, Taeniidae. The record is from the annotation of a GenBank genome assembly.